GGAUCACAACACAACACAAAACAAAUAUCAUGCUUUCCACCUCUACCCUUCUCCGGUAACCACCAACACUUGCAUUGCACUCACCAAAACAACAACAUCACAUUACAUAUUUACAUUGAUAUCAAAUUGUACUACAUAGUAACAGAAAGUCCAGUGUGUUUGAUUGAGUGUUAGAGAAAGAAGAAGAAGAAGAAAACAGAGUGAGAUACUCUGUUCUGAAACAGGGGAAACAGAGGAAAGUGAUUGUUUCUUUGAAAGUUUCAAUUUCAGUGUGCGAGUGAUGGAACAGAAAAGCUUUCUGAUAUCAGCGCUGAGUGUUGGGGUGGGAGUGGGAGUGGGGAUUGGAUUGGCUUCUGGACAAACCGUUGGCAAAUGGGGUGGUUGCAACUUUUCUUCAAACGCUAUUACUGCUGACAACAUAGAGCAGGAAAUGCUCCGGCAAGUUAUUGAUGGCAGAGAAAGCAACGUCACUUUUGAUAAAUUCCCUUACUAUCUCAGUGAGCGGACAAGGGUUUUGCUGACAAGUGCUGCUUAUGUCCAUUUAAAGCAUGCUGAGGUUUCCAAAUAUACACGUAAUCUUGCUCCUGCAAGCCGAACAAUUCUACUCUCAGGGCCUGCAGAACUUUACCAACAGAUGCUUGCCAAGGCUUUAGCUCAUUACUUUGAGGCCAAGUUGCUUCUCCUAGAUUUAACUGACUUUUCAUUGAAGAUUCAGAGUAAAUAUGGUUCUUCUUCCAACAAAGAAUCUUCUUUCAAAAGAUCCACUUCAGAGACUACUUUGGAGCGGCUAUCGGACCUAUUUGGGUCAUUUUCAUUCUUUCCACAAAAGGAGGAACCUAAAGGUAAAAUGCACAGGCCAAGCAGUGGAAUGGACCUACAAUCAAUGGGGGCUGAAUCAUCUUGUAAUCCUCCAAAGCUCCGAAGGAAUGCUGCUUCUUCAUCGAAUAUUAGCGGCCUUGCUUCGCAAAACAAUCCUACAAAUCCAGCUCCACUGAAGCGCACAAGCAGCUGGUCUUUUGAUGAAAAGCUCCUUAUACAGUCUCUUUACAAGGUUCUGGCUUUUGUGUCAAAAACCUAUCCCAUUGUGCUAUAUCUGCGGGAUGCUGAUAUGUUAUUAUACAGAUCACAAAGGAUAUAUAACAUGUUCCAGAAAAUGUUAAAGAAACUUUCUGGACACAUUCUGAUUCUUGGCUCACGAGUUCUUGAUUCUGGUAAUGACUAUGAAGAGGUGGAUGAGAAGCUUUCUAUGCUCUUCCCAUACAACAUAGAAAUCAGACCCCCAGAAGAUGAGUCGCAUCUUGUUAGCUGGAAGUCUCAAUUGGAAGAGGAUAUGAAGAUGAUACAAGUUCAGGAUAACAAGAACCAUAUCAUGGAAGUGCUUGCAGCCAAUGAUCUUGAUUGUGAUGACCUGGAUUCCAUCUGUGUAGCAGACACAAUGGUUCUCAGUAACUAUAUUGAAGAGAUUAUUGUGUCAGCAAUUUCUUAUCAUUUGAUGAAAAACAAAGACCUUGAAUACAGAAAUGGAAAACUCAUUAUUUCUUCCAAUAGUUUGUCCCAUGCAUUGGGUAUAUUCCACAAGGGGAAAUUUGGUGGUAAAAAAGAAUCAAGUGAUACGUCAAAAUUGGAAGAUCAAGCUGUGAAACCUGAGCAAAAGGAGGAAGGAAAUGUUACAAAACCAGCAGAGAAGUCUGAAGGUGCUGCUCCUGCAAAAAAUGCUGAAGCAGAAAAGUCAACUUCAGUGGGAAAGGGGGAUGGUGAAAUUUCAGUUCCAGCUUCCAAAGCUGUUGAAGUUCCUCCUGAUAAUGAAUUUGAGAAGCGAAUAAGGAGUGAGGUUAUACCAGCAAACGAUAUUGAUGUCACGUUCUCUGAUAUUGGUGCCUUAGAAGAGACCAAAGAAUCCCUUCAAGAACUAGUUAUGCUUCCUCUUCGAAGGCCAGACCUUUUCACUGGCGGGCUUCUAAAGCCUUGCAGAGGAAUAUUGCUAUUUGGGCCUCCCGGCACGGGGAAGACAAUGUUGGCGAAGGCCAUUGCAAAGGAGGCUGGAGCUAGUUUCAUCAAUGUAUCAAUGUCUACCAUCACUUCUAAGUGGUUUGGUGAAGAUGAGAAGAAUGUCCGCGCUUUGUUUACACUUGCAGGCAAGGUCUCACCAACUAUUAUAUUUGUGGAUGAGGUUGAUAGCAUGCUUGGGCAGAGGACCAGAGUAGGGGAGCAUGAAGCCAUGCGAAAAAUCAAGAAUGAAUUCAUGGCUCACUGGGACGGGCUUAUGACGAAACCUGGGGAGCGUAUCCUUGUCCUUGCUGCAACCAAUAGGCCCUUCGACUUGGAUGAAGCUAUUAUUAGGCGUUUUGAAAGGAGAAUUAUGGUAGGACUACCAUCUGUGGAGAACAGGGAAAAGAUUUUGAGGACACUAGUGGCAAAGGAAAAGGUGGACCAGGAACUUGAUUUCAAGGAACUCGCAAUUAUGACGGAAGGAUAUACUGGAAGUGAUCUGAAGAAUUUAUGCACAACUGCUGCUUAUCGGCCUGUUAGGGAGUUGAUUCAGCAAGAGAGACUAAAGAUCCUGGAUAAAAAGCAGAAAACUGCCAUGGAACAGAAUAAAGAUGUCCAAGACAGACAAGGAGAAAAAUCAAUGGUAGGAAGUACCCAAGAUGCUCAAGAUACAGAAAAGGAAGUUCAACAAGAAAGAGUUAUUACCCUCAGGCCAUUGAAUAUGCAGGAUUUCAAAGAGGCCAAGAAUCAGGUUGCUGCAAGCUUUGCAGCAGAGGGGGCUGGAAUGGGUGAGCUGAAGCAGUGGAAUGAAUUGUAUGGAGAAGGCGGUUCGAGGAAGCAACAACAAUUGUCCUACUUCCUUUGAAAAUUACUGAGGAACAGAGAAAAUUCACAGGUUAACAUUUUCCACAGGAUAGACACUCAUCAAGCAACUGAGAAUUUGCUAGUGAUAUUAUUUUACCCAUAGGCCAGUUGCAAGGUUAAUUUGUGGUGUUAUCUAUAGUGUGUUACUUUUUCUGUCAACCCCUAUAAGCAGAAUGUGGAGUUAUUUAUUAGCAUUGUAUGUAGUGUUUGUUGCA
Molecule: messenger RNA, 3068 nt
Organism: Lotus japonicus
Lineage: Eukaryota; Viridiplantae; Streptophyta; Magnoliopsida; Fabales; Fabaceae
Exons: 16
Coding region: 281-2854 (857 amino acids)
Cellular component (GO): mitochondrial outer membrane
Molecular function (GO): ATP hydrolysis activity; ATP binding
Source: RefSeq, a predicted model, not a curated record